Molecule: messenger RNA, 651 nt
Organism: Penicillium alfredii
Lineage: Eukaryota; Fungi; Ascomycota; Eurotiomycetes; Eurotiales; Aspergillaceae
Exons: 1
Coding region: 1-651 (216 amino acids)
Source: RefSeq, a predicted model, not a curated record
AUGCCAUCAACCGGUCGUGGCCAGAUCUCCAAGUGGUGGCCCCUCGGCUUCUUCAUCGGAUCCAUCAUUUGCUUCAUAAUCGGCGGCGCUCUGGUCGGCUCAUACGUAUCAACAGCCUACAAAAAGUGCUACAACGAAGCGCAAAACAGCCAGAACGAGUUCAACAGCUACAGCACCAGAUACAGCACCAACGACGACCAAAACUACAAAUGCGCCCGAGACCAUAUCGGCCUCUUCUACGCCGGCGUUAUUUUCUUCGUGAUUGCAGGCCUGCUGAAACUGACGGGCUGGGUCCUGCUGAUUGUGUUCUGUCUCAAGCGCCGUCGCGCUAACCAAGCCGCCACCUACUACAACUACAACAUGACCGGCAUGGACAACCACACCCCGCAGCCCUAUAAACCAGUCGCUGAGCCGUUCGCUGCUCCGCAGCCUACUUACGCUCCCUAUGCUCCAUAUGCUCCAUAUGCUGCGCCGCAGUCAGCUGCACCUGGCGCUGUCCAUGCAGACCUGCACCACCAGAACCCGCCUGUGGCUAGCGACCCUCUUCUAAAAGAGGACGGCAACGCCGCAGUGACAGUCGCGAGAUACUGUGGGCGCUGUGGCAUGACUGGGACGGGUCCAACCUGCGCGCGCUGUGGUACUCCUGUUUGA